AUGCCAGCUCUGCCUUUGGACGAACUCCAGAUCACCCACAAGGACCCGAAGACAGGAAAGCUGAGGACUUCACCAGCUCUGCACCCCGAGCAGAAGGCAGACCGGUAUUUUGUGUUAUACAAACCGCCCCCUGAAGACAACAUUCCCACCCUUGUGGAGGAGUAUCUGGAACGUGCCACCUUCAUAGUCAACGACCUUGACUGGCUUCUGGCUUUGCCUCACGAUAAAUUCUGGUGCCAGGUUAUCUUUGACGAGACCCUGCAGAAGUGCCUGGACUCCUACCUUCGUUAUGUCCCCCGGAAAUUUGAUGAGUGGGUGGCCCCAGGCCCUGAGGUUGCUGACUUGCAGAAGCACCUCCAUCGAAGCGUUUUUCUCACCUUCCUCCGCAUGUCCACUCACAAGGAAUCCAAAGAUCACUUCAUUUCCCCUUCUGUGUUUGGAGAAAUCAUCUACAAUAACUUCCUGUUCGACAUCCCAAAGAUCCUGGACCUCUGCGUGCUCUUUGGAAAAGGCAACUCGCCACUGCUCCAGAAGAUGAUAGGAAACAUCUUUACCCAGCAGCCAAGUUACUAUAAUGACCUGGAUGAAACCAUCCCCACCAUUCUUCAGGUGUUCAGCAAUAUCCUCCAGCACUGUGGCUUGCAAGGGGAUGGGGCCUGCACCACACCCCAGAAGCUCGAGGAGAAGGGCCGAUUGACCCCCAGUGACAUGCCUCUCCAGGAGCUGAAGGACAUUGUGCUCUACCUUUGCGAUACCUGCACGACACUCUGGGCCUUUCUGGACAUCUUCCCUUUAGCUUGCCAAACCUUCCAGAAACAUGACUUCUGUUCCAGACUAGCUUCCUUUUAUGAAACGGCAAUUCCCGAACUGGAGUCAGCAAUUAAGAAGAGGAGACUUGAAGACAGCAAGCUGCUGGGUGACCUGUGGCAGAGGCUCUCCCAUUCCAGGAAGAAGGUAGUGGAGAUUUUUCAUACCCUCAUGAGCCAGGUCUGCCUCCUCCCCGUCCUGGAAGGCAGCUGUGACAAUGUUCAGAGCUUCACCGAGGAGUUCCUUCAGAUCUUCAGCUCCUUGCUGCAAGAGAAGAGGUUCCUCCGGGACUAUGACACCCUCUUCCCUGUGGCUGAUGACGUCAGCUUGCUGCAGCAGGCCUCAUCGGUCUUCGAUGAAACACGCACCGCCUACAUCCUCCAGGCAGUCGAGAGUGCGUGGGAAGGGGUGGACAGACAGAAAGCCAUGGAGGCUAAAGACCCACCAGUGGCUGAGGAUCCUAAUGGGGUCGGGGUGAUGGCCGAGCCAGUUAAUCAAACACCAUCACACCCAGAGAACUCGGAGGAAGAGGAGUGCAUGGGGGCAGCUGCUGCUCUGGGCCCUGCUGUGUCUGGCGUGGAGCUGGACUCGCUCAUCUCCCAAGUGAAGGACCUGCUGCCAGACCUUGGAGAGGGCUUCAUCCUGGCCUGCCUGGCGCACUACAGCUACGACCCGGAGCAGGUGAUCAACAACAUCCUGGAGGAGCGGCUGGCCCCGGUCCUCAGCCAGCUGGACCGCAGCCUAGACAGACAGGCGAAGCCAGACCCGACUCCCCUAUUGAGAUCUCGUCACAACAUCUUCCAGAACGAUGAGUUUGACGUGUUCAGCAGGGACUCGGUGGACCUGAGCCGGGUGCACAAGGGCAGAAGCACCAGGAGGGAGGAGAACACACGUAGCCUGCUGAACGACAAGCGAGCCGUGGCAGCUCAGCGACAGCGGUACGAGCAGUACAGCGUGGUGGUGGAGGAGGUACCACUGCAGCCCGGGGAGGGCCUGCCCUAUCGCAGUGAUGACUAUGAGGACGAGUACGAUGACACAUACGAUGGCAACCAGGUGGGCGCCAAUGACGUGGACUCAGAUGACGAGCUCAUCAGCCGCAGGCCUUUCACCACCCCUCAGGUGCUGAGAACCAAGGUGCCCAGCGAAGGGCAAGAGGAGGAGGAAGAGGAGGAAGAGGAGGCUAAAGAGCAGGCCCCCAAGCCCGACUACUUCGUGCAGGACCCCGCGGUGCUGAGAGAGAAGGCAGAAGCCAGGCGCAUGGCCUUUCUCGCCAGGAAGGGGUACCGGCACGACAGCUCGACAGCAGUGGCCGGCAGCCCCCGGGGCCAUGGGCAGAACCGUGAGACAACCCAGGAACGCAGGAAGAAGGAAGCCAGCAAAGCCACGAGAGCCAAUCACAGCCGGAGGGCCAUGGCCGACCGAAAGAGAAGCAAAGGCAUGAUCCCAUCCUGA
Orycteropus afer afer is the source of this 2259-nucleotide messenger RNA. Lineage: Eukaryota; Metazoa; Chordata; Mammalia; Tubulidentata; Orycteropodidae. The record is from RefSeq and is a predicted model, not a curated record.